Oryza brachyantha (malo sina) is the source of this 1471-nucleotide messenger RNA. RefSeq names its product zinc-finger homeodomain protein 1. The transcript has a single exon. Lineage: Eukaryota; Viridiplantae; Streptophyta; Magnoliopsida; Poales; Poaceae. The record is from RefSeq and is a predicted model, not a curated record. Gene Ontology annotation, cellular component: nucleus. The coding region runs from base 232 to 1074 and encodes 280 amino acids. Gene Ontology annotation, molecular function: transcription cis-regulatory region binding; DNA-binding transcription factor activity. Gene Ontology annotation, biological process: regulation of DNA-templated transcription; regulation of developmental process.
GCUGCUAGCUAGCAGCGGCGCGUCAAAACUGGCAGUCAGAUGGUGUCCACACUCUGCUGCAUCUCUUAUCCCUUCAUCCCGGUCUUAACCUCGCUAAAGCUUCUCUUAGCCUCCUUCCAUGCUCAGCAACACACUCAAACCAAAGACUAGACAAAGCAGCUAGGACAGUAAAGCUUAAGUGGUUUGCUAGCUAGCAAGAAGAGCUUUGCCGGCAGGCCGGCGACGGCGACCAUGGACUUCGAUGACCAUGACGACGGCGACGAGGAGAUGCCGCCGAUGCCGGUGAGCUCGAGCUACGAGACUCCGCCGCAGCAUGGCCUUGGCGUUGGCGGUGGGAUGGCGCCCAAGCCUCCCGGCGAGCUUGGCAGCCGUGUGAAGGGUCCCUCCAGCUGCGGUGGCGGCAAGUACCGCGAGUGCCUCAAGAACCACGCCGUUGGCAUCGGCGGCCAUGCUGUGGACGGCUGCGGCGAGUUCAUGGCAGCCGGCGAGGAGGGCACCAUCGACGCGCUCCGCUGCGCCGCGUGCAACUGCCACCGUAACUUCCACCGGAAGGAGUCCGAGUCACUCGCCGGCGAUGGCUCACCCUUCUCCCCCGCCGCGGUCGUCCCCUACGGCGCCACGCCGCACCACCAGUUCUCCCCGUACUACCGCACCCCUGCCGGUUACCUCCACCACCACCAGCAUCACAUGGCCGCGGCAGCCGCCGCCGCCGCCGCCGCGGCAGGACACCCGCAGCGGCCUCUCGCUCUCCCGUCAACCUCGCACAGCGGCCGCGACGACGUUGACGACCUGUCCGGGAUGGUGGGGCCCAUGUCGGCGGUUGGCCCGCUGAGUGGCAUGUCCCUUGGUGCUGGCCCCUCCGGCUCCGGCUCCGGCAAGAAGCGCUUCCGCACCAAGUUCACCCAGGAGCAGAAGGACAAGAUGCUGGCCUUCGCCGAGCGCGUCGGGUGGCGCAUCCAGAAGCACGACGAGGCCGCGGUGCAGCAGUUCUGCGACGAGGUCGGCGUCAAGCGCCACGUGCUCAAGGUGUGGAUGCACAACAACAAGCACACCCUCGGCAAGAAGCUGCCAUGACCGGGAGCAAUGCAUUCGAUCUCCUCGUCGGCAUGCACCAAGCUGAGGUCCCAUGCAUCGAUCCAUCCCAGGUAGCUGAGCUGAUCGACCGGGCGUGGCGGCUAGCUUAGCUUAGCUAGACCCCGGACCCCGGUACGGUAGGUACCUGAACCUUAUUUAUUUAGAGUUGGACUUAAUUAAUUGGUGGCUUAGGUUAAUCUGUAGCAAGAGACUGAGAGAGCAUUCGUUCUCGGCUCUAGGUGGUUCUUUCUUUUCUUCUCUCUUUUAACUGUUGUUCGUGCUGUUUAAUUCCUAUGCAUGGCUUGGCCAUUUGCCGAUUUGGUUCUUCUUGGGAAUGUGCCUGAUGUUUCAAGUGAUCGAUCAGCAGGUGAGGAAUUGUGUCUGGGGAUUGGGGCUA